AUGUCCGCAUGGGCGAGCAUAGCUCAGAAACACUCCUCAAGAUUCAAGGAUUGCGCGAGCUUGAUUAUUCCGAGGCUAUAUUUGUCUGGCCUUUCUACUGCCACGGACGAUGAACUGAUCUCAAAACUUGGUGUAACUCACGUCGUGUCGGUUCUCGAUUGGGCGCCAGAGUUUCCAGCAUCAAUUCCAGUUCCUAAUCGACUGCAUAUUAACUUAUCAGACUAUUCGACCUCGAAUAUUCUUGCCCAUCUAGAUACCACGACGGAAUUUUUGAAGGCAGCGCUUGAAGAGAAUGAAUCGAAUGUUGUCCUGGUUCAUUGCUUUCAAGGUGUUAGCCGCAGUGCGACUGUAGUAUGCGCAUACCUCAUCUCAAAUGUUGGUAUGACUGCCAAGGAGUCAAUCACCUUCGUUCAAUCCAAGCGUAAAAUAGUGUCGCCUAAUAAUGGCUUCAGGAAACAACUUUACUUGUAUGCGAUGCGACUUCGAGAUAAUGCCCUCCUGAGUUCCACAGUUGACGCUGAAGCCAUGGAGGAGAAUACUAAAGUUGUGGAUGGUACACAAAGGACCCCAGUAUCUCUGGGAAUUUCAUCCGAAUAUCCAUAG
Messenger RNA from Lentinula edodes (shiitake mushroom), 603 nucleotides. RefSeq names its product protein-tyrosine phosphatase-like protein. Gene Ontology annotation, molecular function: protein tyrosine/serine/threonine phosphatase activity. Bases 1 to 603 code for a protein of 200 amino acids. NCBI's taxonomy places the organism in Eukaryota, Fungi, Basidiomycota, Agaricomycetes, Agaricales, Omphalotaceae. Gene Ontology annotation, cellular component: cytosol. The transcript has 2 exons. The record is from RefSeq and is a predicted model, not a curated record. Gene Ontology annotation, biological process: protein dephosphorylation.